GGUGGGUGGUGGGGAGCAGCUCACUCGGGGCAGGUGGUAUAAAAGCGUCGUGCCGGACUCACCCUUUACACUUCGCUCUCUUCCACCGGGACGGCAGCAAACAUGAACUGCAAAGCCCUCUUGUUCGUGGCGCUCGCCGCCCUUGUGGCGCUCCAGUUCGCCAGCGCUCACCCGCUGAGCAAGCGCAGCUGCGCCUGCGGCCUCAAGGGCACCGAUGUCUGCUCCUCGUGCAUCCCCGCUGCCGUCCCCAGGCCCGGCAGGCCCGGCCGCGUCCCCACCGGCGGCAUGCAGCGCGUCGUCUACCAGAAGUUCGCCCCCGUCGAGUUCAAGCCCCAGGACAUCUGCACCUGUGCCGGUGGUCUGGUGACCGCCCCUGAGAUCCCCCGCGUGGCUUGCAAGGUCCACUCCGGCCCCACCCACCAGUCCCCCAACUACUACUACCACGGCUCCAACGGCCUGUUCCUGGGCGGUGGUAACGACUGUGGUGACGCCCCCGUCAACCCCUGCGAAGAGGGCGGCCCCGCUCCCUCCCAGGUCAAGACCUACGUGAUCCCCGCCGAGAACUCUGUGCCCGCCGAGGAGCUCAUCGAGGAGGUGCAGGUCGCUCCCUCCAGCCCCGUCGCCGCUGAUGCCGUCUCUCUGGCCCUCGCCUACGACAUGGCCACCAAGGCCCAGAAGAACAUCCAGGAGGAGAACCUCGCUUUCGGUCACAUGCAGACCCCCAAGGACGGCCGCGUCGUCAUCAAGAAGAAGGUCGUCCCCGAGAGCAGCCUGUACGCCGUCCGCAACCAGAUCGUCGAGCUGAAGGCUCCCUCCGGCUUCGGCCGCUCCUGCGAGGAUGAGGCCGAGGCUUCCCUCCUGGCCGCCCAGCAGGCUUCCUGCGGCGAGGUCGAGGAGAGCAGCUACGGCGCCUCCAUGCCCUCAUACCGCGACCUCGGCUUCGCUCCCGUCGGCGGUGACUGCAAGUUCGUUCCCGGCCAGUACCAGCCCAGCCCCCAGGUUGUCCAGACCGUCGAGUACUCCGUGCCCGCCGCCCCCGCUGCCCCCGCCGGCCCCGCCUACGGCCCCUGUGACGCCCUCGCCUCCCUGGAGCGCGGUCGUGGCAGCAACCAGGCUGACUACUACUCCUCCGAGGCUCAGGCUGAGGCCGCCGCCGAUGCCGCCGCCGCCGACGCUGCCGCCCCCAACUGCGAGGACUCUGAGUCCGGCUCCAGCUACGGCAGCUACGCCGCCGCCGCCCCCUCCGGCUACGGCAUCUACUCCUCCUCCGCCGCCGCCCCCGCUCCCCGCGCCGCCCCCGUGCACACCGGUCGCCGUGGCUGCUCUUGCGGCUGCGGAUACUAAGCGCUGUCGCCGUUUGGACCAGCCAGACUGACAUCGCACCAGCCUCAUGAAAGCUCAACAUGAAGCGUGCAUCACCGACCCGACCGGCGGACCAACCGGCCCUGUACAAGGACAAGCGGUUACGGUGCCUCGGCAAGUCAAAUUUCAACGAUUGCAAAAUUAGUUUUUUGGGUCAAAGAGUUGGCGGGAACUCAAAAUUAUUUUUCAUUUCUUUUUCGGUUUCUGGGCAAAAUUUAAUGACAUCUGCUGCAUGUAUUUCGUUUCCUAAAUUGAUUCUUUUUGGCACUAAUUUUGAAAGUAGCAGCAUUUGUAUGCAAUUAAUGUCUCCUAGACUAGGCUCGGGUUUCAUAAAUUUUGAAAGGGGUCUUAUAAAUUGUGUAGAUUUAAUGAAUUAUUUGAACUUUGGGCAAGCCAAUCAAAAUUCUAGUCUUGGUCCUUUGGAAGAUUCUAAAUGGAGGCCUGACCCUGUCUUAAUUGUGUUCGGCUGAAUUAAUAGUUUCCACCAGCUCUUAAUUUUUCGUCAUUACUCUGAUCCAAAUUUUUUGAGCAUAUCUUAUUUUAAAAGUUUUGGCAAUCAAUCUAGAAAAUUUAUCAACUAAAUUCUAAAUUUCAUCUCACUAGUCAUUAGGGAUUGAUUCCUACAAAUUUGUGUCUAAAAAUAGUUUUUGAUAGUCCAUUUAAAUUAUAAAUUUUUUCAUUUGUGUGAAUGGAUGUAUGAUUGGUAUUUAAAUUAUGAAUGAAAAUUAGUAGUAAUUUUUAAUUUAUUUAGCAAAUGUGAAUUUAGCUAAUUGUCUCAUUACUCUUGCGCGCAUUAGUACUCCGAGAAUAUUUGAUUAAACUAAAAUUUGUGAUUCUUUAGAUGUAACGUAGGUAGGAAAAUUUGUACAGUUUUGUUGCCACUUGCUAUAAUUACCAUUAACUCGCUAUGCUAGAAUGUUUACGAUAUGCGCAUAAUCAUGAACUGAAAUUGUAAAUUUGUCUCAAGGUCUAAAAGCAAUGAGGGCCCCCCCAAAACAUUCCCCCUGUACCUCCAGUACCUGUCUGUGCUGAACUUCAAAGAGAGAGAAGAAGGCUGCUUAUUUGACUUGGCAAAGUAAAGCCUUGUCAAAAGGAGAAUAAAAAUGCUCCAAUCUCAAGUAAAA
Messenger RNA from Frankliniella occidentalis (western flower thrips), 2486 nucleotides. RefSeq lists its product as uncharacterized. Lineage: Eukaryota; Metazoa; Arthropoda; Insecta; Thysanoptera; Thripidae. The record is from RefSeq and is a predicted model, not a curated record. The transcript is spliced from 4 exons. The coding region runs from base 103 to 1344 and encodes 413 amino acids.